AUGAAUUAUUUUUUAAUUUUAGUGUGUGUACUGCUUUGCUAUUCGGAAAUCAUUAAUGAGAAAAUCAGUCAAUUGCCAUCUGAUUAUAAUCAUAAAUGGUAUGGAGGGUACUUGAAUGACAACCAAAUCUAUUACUAAUUUCUGGUAAGUCAAUCAGAUCCAGAUUCUGAUCCGCUCUUUAUGUGGAUGCAAGGUGGACCAGGUUGCAGUUCACUAUUUGGUAGCUUCUACGAAAUUGGUCCAUUCUAAUUCAAACCCUUAUCAAAUGAAUCAUUCAUCAAUCCAUACGCUUGGAAUAAAAAGGCUAAUUUGCUAUUUCUUGAAUUGCCCAAAGGAGUUGGAUUCUCCAAUCCUUCCAAAUAUUAAAAUGAUGCAUCCGCUGCCUAAGAUGCUUUAGAUGCUUUAUUGGACUUUUUCGUCUAAUUCCCAAAUUAUGAAAAUAGGCCAUUUUAUAUUGGAGGUGAAUCAUAUGCUGGCAUGUAUAUACCCUAUCUUGCAUCCUUGAUUAUCAACUAAUCCAAGAAUACCAUCAAUCUCAAAGGAAUUCUUGUAGGAAAUGGUUGUACAUUGGGUUCUGAAUGCACAGAUUUAAAAUAGCUACCGUUAUUUACUAGCAAAUAUUAAUUUAACAUUUAUUUUUAAAGAGGAUUUCUCAGUCUUGAAGACAAAUAAAAGUAUGAUCAAUUAUGUUUAGAUUUCACAUCCCCUAGAUGCAUUGAAUUACAAAAAUAAUUAUUGGCUAAAAUAUAAUACUCAAGAGUCGAUAUCAAUAACUUGUUGGGUGAAUGUUAUCAUAAUGACCCUGAUGUGUAAUAAGGAAAUGGAUAAAAUAAAAGGAAUCAUCUAAAUAAACGCAAGAGGUUUUUGCAUUUCAAAGGCAUUACUGAAUUACCAUGCAAUUAUGAAUAUGGCAACUAUUUCAUGUUAAAUAAUAAAACUGUCUAAGAUAUCAUACAUGCUAAACAUAUGAAGUGGGGAUCAUGCAGUUCGAGUUUAGACUUCAAGGAAGAUGAGUAAGGAUCAUAUCGAUUCUACUCUCAAUUUUUGCAUUAUGGACUUAAGAUUUGGAUCUAUAGUGGAGAUGUUGACAGCAAUGUACCUAUUACAGGAACUCUGGAUUGGAUUCAAAUGCUUGUUAAGGAAUAAAAUUUAUAGGAAACUGAUCCUUGGAGAGCUUGGUUCAUGGAAGGCAAGAAGCCUAAACAAAGACAAGUUGGUGGAUUGACUUGGGAAUUCAAUAAGUAACUGAGAUUUAUUAGUGUAAGAGGAGCUGGACAUGAAGUUCCCUUUUGGAAACCAUAAGCUGGAUAUGUUCUUUUUGAUAACUUUAUUUAUAAUAACACAAUUUGA
Paramecium tetraurelia is the source of this 1350-nucleotide messenger RNA. RefSeq lists its product as uncharacterized. Gene Ontology annotation, biological process: proteolysis. Gene Ontology annotation, molecular function: serine-type carboxypeptidase activity. NCBI's taxonomy places the organism in Eukaryota, Ciliophora, Oligohymenophorea, Peniculida, Parameciidae. The transcript has 3 exons. The record is from RefSeq and is a predicted model, not a curated record.